UGUGUGCGCGCCGCUGCCGCUCCCGCCGCUGCCGCUGCCCGGGAACGCCGCUGCCAACGCCGCCCGCUCGAGCCGCGCCAUGCACGGCUCGCCCUGCUCGGACAUGGGAGAUGCGCCCGCGGUUGACAUUGUGGACAUCUAUGAGUCUAUUCGUGAACGGCAGCGUCAUGACAGUGAAAGGUCCACCUGCAGCACCUUGGAGCAGAACGACAUUGAAGCUGUUGAAGCCCUUGUUUGUAUGAGCUCCUGGGGUCAAAGAUCACAGAAAGGUGACAUAUUAAAGAUAAGGCCCCUCACGCCCUUCUCAGAUUCCGGGGAUUUCACAAUGCACGCCGAGGCUACGGCUGAAUUACCAAAGGACUGUCUAUCGACACUGUGCAUGACCCCUCCGCACAGCCCUGACUUUGUUGAGAUGUCGGCAGCUACGCUCCUGUCCUCACAAGUGACCUACUCCAAACCAAGGACUGUCAUGGCAAAUACAGCUGCCUGCUCAGUCACAUCAGCGACCAGUGCCUCUCCCAUAACCAAGCCAUCUGUUCCCAGCGUGGGACGACAGUGCAGUCAGAAGCCAAUGAUCUCUGAAUUCUCCGCACCUCAGCCUUGCAGGGCCAUGGCAACAAGUGUCAUACGUCACACAGGUGAUAGUUCUGCUUACCAUCACAUUCCUGCUGUGCAAGAGAAAACAAAGGUAACUUCAGGCUACAGCACUUCCAGAGACUGGUGUGGAGCGGAUGACCAAAAACAUUCCAGACUGCCACAGGACACGUGGGCUGCGGAUGAUUUAAUCAACAAAACCUCUCCAGUACAUCAGCCUUAUGCACAUGACUCCAGUGAUAUUGUGACCAAUAAAGGGCAGCUACCAGUCCGGCCAGUUUCGCCACAAACACACUUACCAAAGAAUUGUGAGAGUGACUUGCAAAAAAGAGCUACCCCAGUGACACCUGCCCCUGUCUCAAGCCCCCAGGUUCUCUGUCAAAUGAUCCCUUUAAAUGGACAAAGCAGCAUGAUUAAUGCCUAUGUCAAGCCUUCAACUCCGGCACUCUCAACUCCCAUGAAACCUAUUUUACCGCAGACAGCCCCGCUCUCCCAGCCUGUGCUCAUGGGACCUUCUGUGCCUCAGGGGACUGUCAUGUUGGUUCUUCCGCAGCCCGCUGUCUCACAGACGCCGCAGUGCCCGCAGGCCGUGGUGACUGUUGGCAGCACCAAGUUACUGCCCCUCGCCCCUGCUCCUGUGUUCAUCGCUUCUGGUCAGACCUGUGCCCCCCAGAUGGACUUCUCCAGGCGGAGGAAUUACGUUUGUGACUUCCCUGGGUGCAAGAAAACCUAUUUCAAAAGUUCCCACCUCAAAGCCCACCUUCGCACCCACACUGGUGAAAAACCUUUCAGCUGCAACUGGGAUGGCUGUGACAAGAAGUUUGCCCGCUCGGAUGAGCUGUCACGGCACCGCAGGACGCACACGGGCGAGAAGAAGUUCUCCUGUCCGGUGUGCGAGCGCCGCUUCAUGCGCAGCGAUCACCUGACCAAGCACACCCGCCGCCACAUGACCACCAAGAAGACCCCCAGCUGGCAGACAGAGGUUGGCAAACUCAGCAGAAUUGCCACAGCAGAGAAACCCAGGAGCAGCAGCGCUCUGAGUAUGCUCAUCCCCGUGCCAUCACCUGUCUGCCAGGGCUAGAGUGAAGAAGCACCUUCUGCAAACUUUCUGAAGAUCAGGAAGAGCUCCAGUGGCAACGGCAGAAUGGGCAAUGGCUUUUGUUUUCCCCGUGUUUGUGUGUACUUUAGUUUCCUGCAGUUUAGGUCCUCUGUUGAUAGUGCUAUGUGAGAAAUCUAUCAUAUUUCCUCGUCCCUUCCCUGUUGGUUUUUUUCAGUACUUGGGCAAUUGCAAUCACCAGCACUUCAGGAAAGUAGAACUCCUUGGAAAAUAUUUUGGCAAUAGGUUAAAAAAAUUGUAGUUGUAAUGCUUGCUGUUAAUAUUUUGAUGGACAGUAAAACAGGGUGGUUUUUAAUUUUUAUAGUACUAUUUUCUAUACCAAAUAUAUUUUGUAUUUGUUCAUUUUGGUCUUGUCAUGCAGGCAAAUUACUUGCAUUAGUAGGGCUGUGCUGGAUGAGACCCAGAGUUUUGGAAACUCCUUUUCAGUAAACCUAAACUAUUGUAUUCAGAGUGUUUUAUAAACACUUAACCAUUUGAUAACUCAUAUUGGUUGGUGUUUUCACACUUGGAGAUCCUGAUCCUGCAAUGGGCUAGUGCUCUUACACUCUCCUUAUGCAGGUACAUUGGAGAUCAAAGCGAGUCAGUAAUUUUUAAAACAAACCAAACCAGAAUGACCUUAUUUGAGAAUACAAGUGCUGAAAUCCUCAACAUUUUAUGAGUUCAUACCCUUUGCAAGUAGAAGCUGAUGUGGCUGUUGGUAGAAGCAUUCUUGAGACCACAUUCCACUGGAGCAAAGUUUUGAGGAGCCAGACUGCUCUGAUGGAGAUAGAAGCACAAACACUGUUUAGAAAUUUUGACACUAAAAAUUAUGCUUUAUUUUUGGUCCUACUAAACCAACAUAUCAAAAUAAACUGAAAAAUGUGAAAAUGGCAAGAUAGCCCAUUACAAAUUAGUGGCUCUCUCUUUAUAUUUUUUUUUGAGUAGAGGAGAAAUAAAAAAAUUAAAGGGGUUUUUUUGUAUUGUGGAUGCUUGUGCACCUUAUAGGAAAUUGUUCAAGACUUUCCUUUACCUGUCUCAAUGCACCAGAGGAAGUACUAAUUGUGUCUUGAGUUAAGAAAUAGCCACCAUGUCAACUUGAUGAUGCUCUUCAUGUGGCCUUAUACUUCUCCACAGUACUUUGUAUAAAAUCACCCUUUUCUAUUAAACAAUACACUCUCCCUGUUGAAUGGAUUUUCUUUUACACCAAGUGUAAUGAUAGUUAAGAAAUGGAACCAGUGGCUGCAGGAGUGCUGUGUUGUAAUAGCAUGGUGUGAGUAACAAAAUGUCCGCAGCACAAUGGGACUGCUCCAUUCCCGAGGUGCAGGAGUGUGUAUGUACUGUAGCAGCGCUGACAGGACAGCAAAGCACCAGGUGUGUUGCUGGGAGACAGCUCUUCCCCCCUGAAUGAAAUAUUUCUGGAGUGCUUAUUCCUUCUGGCCUCCUCUCCCUUCAGCCACUCCUGCACUGAAGCUUAGUUAAGCACUGAGGAGGAUUGUUCUUCCUAUAUGCGUGAACUGUGGAUAACUGGGAAUGCACUCUCUCUCCUACUGCUUUGUUCUGAAAUCCUGGUCUUGCUUCCCAGUGUGGGCAAAGCACGGAUCUCAUCUAUGGAAGUGCUGACUUGCCAACCUCAGCUGGCACUCCCCUGAAAUUGGCAGAGACCUGUUUCAGUUAAAGCAGAUUAUGUCAUUAUUUUUUACACUAAAGUCUAUAGUUAUAAUUAACAGUAGUAAGUUUUCAAGCUGCACUAAAUUGGAGUAUUGUGCUAGGUGUACUGAAGUUUUUGUGCCUGACCUUGUAAAGGCCCACACCCUGCUCACUGACAGGCGCUGUAAUCCCACUGAGCCCAGUGUACGUGCCAGUGAGUGUGUGUGGGCCUUGCUUUGGACUCUCCAAAGGGCUCAGCUGGAACCUCUUUGCCUGGUGAAGUGGAUCCUUGUGGUGUUGCUGUUCUCUGUUGCUACCUAGUUUUCCAAGUUUUUGUGGUGAACAAAGAGAUGUUGCUGCUCUUUUUUUUUUUUUUUUUUUUCUCCUCAGAAAUCCCUCAGAACAAGAAGUCUGACUUUUGGAUGCUGUUUUUGCAUGCUUUUAACCAGGAGAAGCAUGUCCUGUCUCAGUUUAGUAGCCAGUUUAGCACUUCAUUUUUUUACAGACUAUUUAUGGUGCUCACCUGAGAAAACAAUUUGGAAACUCUUGUCAUAAUUAUAUAAAUUGUCAUGGUUUUUGCAUUAUGGGGGGAGGAAAACAGUGGACUUGGAGAAUAGACUUCUUAAAAGUGUGUCAUGUAUGCGUGUCACGAUGUGGAAAAGCAACUGCUCCCUCCUUGUUUGGGUGUACCUGGCCUGCAGUUCUGGCAGCCGUUCUGGGGUGUGUGGAUCGUUCUCUCGUGGACGUGCGUGAAUAGCUGUGCCGCGGUGUGGCUCUGUCUGCUCUCUCUGUUCCUUCCUGCUGUGUAAGGGUUAUUUAUGGAUUAAGCAUGACUGGCAUAGCUGCUGUCCUUGCACUUUACUGCCUGAACUCUACUGUUCAGUCUUUUUAUUUUGAGCCUAUAUUUUACGGAAAUGGAACUGCAUUUUUGUACGUGUUUUUAACUUUUAUUAAAUAAAAUGUAUGUAAUGUGA
Vidua chalybeata is the source of this 4311-nucleotide messenger RNA. It is a transcript of the gene KLF11, whose product is annotated as KLF transcription factor 11. The coding region runs from base 80 to 1675 and encodes 531 amino acids. Gene Ontology annotation, biological process: regulation of transcription by RNA polymerase II. The record is from RefSeq and is a predicted model, not a curated record. Lineage: Eukaryota; Metazoa; Chordata; Aves; Passeriformes; Viduidae. Gene Ontology annotation, molecular function: DNA-binding transcription factor activity, RNA polymerase II-specific; RNA polymerase II cis-regulatory region sequence-specific DNA binding. The transcript is spliced from 4 exons.